Messenger RNA from Spinacia oleracea (spinach), 3122 nucleotides. Its product is annotated as subtilisin-like protease SBT3.9. Gene Ontology annotation, biological process: proteolysis. The record is from RefSeq and is a predicted model, not a curated record. The transcript has 15 exons. The coding region runs from base 1 to 2991 and encodes 996 amino acids. Gene Ontology annotation, molecular function: serine-type endopeptidase activity. Lineage: Eukaryota; Viridiplantae; Streptophyta; Magnoliopsida; Caryophyllales; Amaranthaceae.
AUGUCGAGGUGGAGGAGCAAACGGCAAGCUCGUCAGGGGAAGGGCGAGUCAAAGGUUGCUGAAGGGGGUCGCCCUGAUGACGAUGAGAUUGGCGUGGACAAGCCGUCUCUGGUUGUGGACUUGGUGUCCAAAUCAAAGUCUGGUGGGCAUCCUGACGAGUUGGAGGACCCUCUUUCGGGAAUUCCGGCCGACGUCCGUUCCCAGAUUCCUGCGGAGGUGGCCCGCCGAGCUAGGUCAUCGGGCGAUAAGUAUUAUUCGAACGUCGUUCAGACGUAUCGAGCCUCCUCUGGCAGUUCUUCUUACUCUCCGCGUCAUCCUAAGGCCGUUGUUUUUCCUAUAGCUAAAGACAAAGGGAAGGAUGCAGCUGCUGCAGAGGACGAGAACGUACCCGCUACUCCUCACUAUUCGUCAAAGGAUAGGGUGGCUAUAUGCCGUAAGGUAUUUAAGGCCGUCCCCGCAGAGUAUGUUGCUUCUCUUCCUGGCCGCAAGACUGACGCCCAGUUUGGUGCAAUCCAGGCCACCCUACUCGACUUGUUCUGCCGCAUGGAAUUCUGCAAGAGUUGGAAGACGCGCACUGCUGAGGAGCUCAAAGCUCAGGUGGCUGAGUCCACCCACCAUGGCGACUAUGCGUUCAAAUCCAUUGAAGAGGUCCGCCUGCAGAUUGAAGGCUGUCUGUCAAAGGCUUACAUUCCCUCAAUUGCAAGCAAAACCCAGAUUUUGGCAUUCCUUUGGUUUUCGGCUUAUGGAUCAGCCAAGGUUCACAUUGUGUACAUGGGAGACAGGAAACAUCAGGAACUACAACAAAUUCAUGACUCUCACCACCAGAUUUUGGCAAAUCUUCUUGGAAGCAAAAAAGCUGCUGAGAAGUCUAUUCUGUACAGCUACAAGCAUGGAUUUUCGGGGUUUGCUGCCAUGUUAACAAAAUCCCAAGCUGAAGUUAUUGCAGAUCAUCCUGAAGUUAUCUCUGUGCUGCCAAAUAGGAUUCUUCAUGUACAGACUACUAGAAGUUGGGAUUUCCUCAAUGUAAAACCACAACUCGUAAAUGGAAUUCUCUCAAAGGCCCAUCACGGUGCUGGAACUAUAAUUGGCAUCAUCGACUCUGGCAUAUGGCCCGAGUCAAAGAGCUUUAGAGAUGACGGCAUGAAGGGUGUCCCAUCUCGUUGGCGUGGAAUAUGUCAGGGAGGUGAACGUUUCAAUCAUUCCCACUGCAACAAGAAAAUCAUUGGUGCACGUUGGUAUAUCAAAGGAUAUGAGGCUGUUAUUGGAGAUCUAGACAGGACUGUUCUGCCUGAAUUCUUAUCUCCUCGUGAUGCAAUUGGCCAUGGUACUCACACUGCAUCAACAGCUGCUGGGGCCUUUGUGAAAAAUGCAAGAUUUUCCACACUGGAAGAGGGACUGGCAAGAGGAGGAGCGCCUUCAGCACACCUUGCUGUUUACAAAGCUUGCUGGGGUGCUGGGAUAUGUAUCCCAGCUGAUGUGUUAGCUGCUUUUGACGAUGCCAUCUCUGAUGGGGUGGAUGUUCUUUCUGUGUCUCUUAGUUUUCCUCCACCUUUAGAUAAUUAUAUGAAUGAUCCUAUCGCAGUUGGUUCCUUCCAUGCUACAGCCCAAGGGAUUGCUGUGGUCUGUUCUGCAGGGAAUGUAGGCCCACAGCCUCAAACUGUUGUAGGCGUUGCGCCUUGGAUGAUAACAGUCGCAGCCAGCUCUACUGAUAAGGCUUUUCCUUCGGCAAUCACAUUGGGGAACAAUCAAACUCUUUGGGGACAAUCUUUGCUCACAGGCAAGGAUUUGAACAUGUUCUAUCCUCUUGUAUUUGGAGGAGACAUUGCAACUUCAGUUGGAGGCCUUGGAGCAAUAAAUUGUGCUUCUGGAAGCUUGGACACUGCAUUAGCCCAAGGAAAGGUGGUUCUCUGUUAUCAAUCUCAAACACAAUCGGCAUCGGAUGUUGCUACUGAAACUGUCAAAGAAGCUAAGGGUGCAGGUUUGAUAUUUGCACAAUUUCCUACUAAAGAUGUUUAUCUCACCUCGAAGUUCCCUACUGUUUUAGUCGAUUACACAAUAGGAACAUCUGUUCUGAACUACAUUAGGGCAGCCAGUCAACCUAGAGUGAAGUUAAGACUCACUAAAACUAUAGUGGGGCGACAAUAUUCUCCGGAAGUUGCAUCCUUCUCGUCUCGUGGUCCCAGUUCCUUUUCUCCCCAAGUCUUGAAGCCGGACAUUGCUGCUCCGGGAGUCAAUAUCUUGGCAGCAUGGGCUCCUGUUUCCGAGCUAGAGGCAUUAUCAGGAAGAUUACCGCCUCAAAACUUCAGAAUUGCAUCAGGAACAUCCAUGUCUUGUCCACAUGUAUCUGGAAUUGUGGCUCUUCUUAAAGCUGUCCAUCCGACAUGGAGCCCUGCUGCAAUUAAGUCUGCUAUCAUCACCACAGCUUCUACAAAAGAUAGGUAUGAGCAACAUAUAGUAGCGGAAGGCUUUCCACACAAGGUGGCUGAUGCAUUUGAUUAUGGAGGCGGUCACAUUGAACCUAAUAAGGCUAUUGAUCCAGGUCUCAUAUAUGACAUGAAAACUUCAGAUUAUAUACCUUUUCUUUGCUUGUUAGGGCAUACUAACUCCGCUAUAAAGUCUAUGACUAAAACUGAUAUAAAAUGCCCAAACAAGAACAACUCCCUUGUGAACUUGAAUCUUCCUUCCAUUUCCAUUCCGGAGCUGAAAAACAGCUUGGUGGUUAAAAGAACCGUUACAAAUGUCGGUCCAGCACUAUCUGUAUAUAAAGCAAGAAUUGAAGCGCCUGGUGGUGUAAGUGUUGAAGUAAACCCCUCAGUCCUGGCUUUCAACUCCACAGCAAAGAAGCUUAAAUUCACAGUCACUUUCACUUCUCUUCUAAAGGUACAAGGUAGAUAUUCUUUUGGGUAUUUAUAUUGGGAGGAUGGUUUCUAUGUAGUCAGAAUACCUUUGGUUGUUAGGAUUGUUAUUGAAGAUUAUUAUUCUUAUGCAUGAUGAAUACUUAUUCUUCUACAAGAACUAAAAGUCUGUAAAUUAAAAUCCCAAGUGACUAUGUAACAUGUUGACAUUUAUUUGUUCAAGUUGAUAUGACACCAUGUUAUGCAUACAACUGUGACAUUCUGUUA